AUCCUCGCCUUCUACCCCUCUGAGCUAUUCCCUCUAUCCGGACGCUGUCUGAGCUACGCACACAAGCAGCAAGUGUAACAAGCCUGUCUCAUCACCAAGGCUCCCCGAAAACCAGGCAGCGCACCUCGAAGUGAAAUGGGCACUCCCACCACAUCCCGGAGAACAAGGCGCAAACCAGUUGACCGCAGACCAAAAUUGCUCUCGGAUUCGACCGACUCAGAGACGCCGAGCCUCAAUCUUCGCAAGCGCCGAGGUGCGCCGUUGCAAGCUGUCAAGAAUAAGCGCGCGAAGUUCGACGCCGACUCGAUAGUUGUCGACCAUUCUCGAGUAGCGCCCGAGCCCCAAGUAACCACCCAGGCACCUAAGCCUAAACCUUCGCGAUCUGGUAGUAAACUUACCCGCGAGGAACUUUUGCGCGAUGAUUCCAACGCCGAAGUUCUAGGACCAGAUCUUGUCAGGUGCCGCUUGUGCAAAGGAAAUAUUAAAUUCUCUAUUAAGGAUAGGCACGGGGUUUCGGUUUGGCGAAGACAUAUUGGACGAUGCCUGUUGGAACAAGUCGAUCGUAACGCAGAGGACAGUCAAGCCAACGACGCGAUCGGGCGUGUUAAACGCAGCGGCCGUCGCAUCAUACGAGUGUCACCAGGUUCUUCCCCACUCAAGCUUAAAAUUACUCUCGCUAACCAUGGGAAGUCUCAAACUCCCCGAGCGCAGAGCAAUUCAAGCGAUGCUGGUGGGCAAGUGACAAUGGAAGGCGGAGAGUGCCAUGAUAUAGAAGCGGAGCAAGCUACUUCGACUCCUUCUGAGCAACCUUUCCGGUGUGCCCCUCUACAUAGGAAAACGAUGUCCGCUGCGUCGACCGUUAGCGACACCAACAUCGAGACUCCGCUCGACGUUCACGGGGAGCUACCCGCAAUAGUUGUUGGACCUAGCUCCUCAAACAGCAAUGCAGAAGAAAUGGAAAGUGAUCACUUGGAACCCAAACUAUCUUAUCCGGAUGAAAGAUGGACAGACGGUCCGCAUAUGACUUCACCGGAACAGAUGGUCUUUCCUGAGAAGUUUGGGGAUCACGGAGACGCUGCGGCAUCAGUGCUCGAAGAACCUAUUUCCGGGAUCGACAAUGCUCGAAUUGGCGGCACGAGCGCUGCCGGUAACGAAAUCCCACUCAAAAGAGCGGUUGUGAAACCUGUCAACAUCGCAGAAUUCGGUAUUCCACAAUCACCACAGCCAUCAGUUUCCGAGUCCCCUCUUCCUGAUGAUCCAGCCUUGGAGUUCCCCGCUGCUUCUCAAAAUAACGCGCCCCUAUCUUCCCCUCAUCAAUCGUUAUCAGAGUCCUCCGCGUUACAGGUCCUCGGAAACUCCGAAGCGGAUGAAACUGACUUUUACCACCUCGAUUUCCUCUAUCCAGACUCGGAGCCGCCCAUUUGCUCAGGUGAACUUGAGUGCGAGCUACGGGAGGCUGGAUUAGGACCUGAGAACCUCUACAAUUACCACAGCUUCAUGGAGAGUGUGGCUCGCUUGGGACGUUCGCGGCUGCAGGACUUUCAGAAUACCGGGUUGAUGGUACCUGCAUAGAUGAGAUGACCGAUGUUCAGCUCCACCGUUCAGAUGGACUGUUGAUCUCCUUCCUCGAUGAAAUUAACAAUCGUUCGAUGCCGAAGGUCAGGUGGGAUUGUUUGUCGUAUACUAGUGAAUUCUCUCCACACAUGUUUUCCUCAGCCGCACUAGCUUGUUCUUUUGUCGUAUCUCACAGACAUCCAUCUUAUCUCGCCUACGUGUAUCUUCUUGUGUUUGACAUUGUUCGGAUAGUUCGCUGUGUCCGUCUGUACUGUUCUACGUCACUCUUGUACGGCUUUGUAUUUUG
This is a messenger RNA of Fomitiporia mediterranea MF3/22, 1861 nucleotides long. RefSeq lists its product as uncharacterized. Bases 136 to 1572 code for a protein of 478 amino acids. The record is from RefSeq and is a predicted model, not a curated record. The transcript is spliced from 5 exons. NCBI's taxonomy places the organism in Eukaryota, Fungi, Basidiomycota, Agaricomycetes, Hymenochaetales, Hymenochaetaceae.